GUGACAGAAGGUGAGGUGACAGUUCAAUGUCUUCAUCUGCGGAAAUAUCCAAGAUAAAAACAAACACAUUUUGCAUGUUUUUCUAAAAAAUAAUUGACAGGAAGGAUAUUGAAGAGUUUUGGUGUGAAAAUGUCACAAGAAUACGAUGCGAAAAUUAAUUUGCACUUGGAUAUUAAUCACGGUUUGGACAGGGUAACUGAAUUGGUUCAGACACGCUUAAUCGAGUGUGGAUGGCGCGACCAAGUCAGGCUAGCUUGCAGGAAGGCCAUCACGGAAAAUGAGAAACACAUACCCACUGUAGACGAGCUCAUAGCUACAGUAACGCCAAAAGCUAGGAGUAUGGUGCCUGAUUCAGUCAAAAGGGAGCUACUACAUGAGCUAGAAUCAAUUUUAAUAAAUGUAGACAAGUUUGGAUAUAGUAAGAGCUUUUAAUUUAUUUAUUGUAACAAUUCAUUGUGGUUCUGUAUUGCAACAUUAAUUAUAAUUCAUCUUUUACCUUCGAUUUACAAUCACAGUAA
Molecule: messenger RNA, 518 nt
Organism: Tribolium castaneum (red flour beetle)
Lineage: Eukaryota; Metazoa; Arthropoda; Insecta; Coleoptera; Tenebrionidae
Product: transcription and mRNA export factor ENY2
Exons: 2
Coding region: 130-432 (100 amino acids)
Biological process (GO): positive regulation of DNA-templated transcription; regulation of transcription by RNA polymerase II; poly(A)+ mRNA export from nucleus
Cellular component (GO): nuclear pore; DUBm complex; SAGA complex
Molecular function (GO): transcription coactivator activity; chromatin binding
Source: RefSeq, a predicted model, not a curated record